Molecule: messenger RNA, 1179 nt
Organism: Centruroides sculpturatus (bark scorpion)
Lineage: Eukaryota; Metazoa; Arthropoda; Arachnida; Scorpiones; Buthidae
Product: putative fatty acid elongation protein 3
Exons: 2
Coding region: 94-927 (277 amino acids)
Biological process (GO): sphingolipid biosynthetic process; very long-chain fatty acid biosynthetic process; fatty acid elongation, saturated fatty acid
Cellular component (GO): endoplasmic reticulum membrane
Molecular function (GO): fatty acid elongase activity
Source: RefSeq, a predicted model, not a curated record
CAGAAAGUAGAUAAAUUACAGGAAAAACUUAAAACAAAUAUUUAUAAGUCAAAUCUUCCACUUCUCCUUCGACAAUCAACCUUUCAGUAAAAUAUGGAGACGAUCGAAAAUUAUUCUACACAAAGAGGGGAAUUGAAAUCGCUUUAUAUAGAAGAAUAUUUACAUCAAUACGUUGAUAAUAAAUGGACUCAGAGUUUCUUUCCUUACACUAUUCCUAUGUCACUGGCAUACGUAAUAAUUAUCUUUUCUUUGCAAAAUUACAUGAAGUCCAGGCCUCCGUUUCAGCUUCGUUGGCCUCUUGUCAUCUGGAAUAUACUACUGGCGGCAUUCAGUAUUUGUGGCACUUUAAGAUUGCUUCCAGGGAUGUGGAUUUCAAUUCGAGAGUUCGGAUUUAUGUUCUCCGUGUGCAACAUGAGCUUUGCAUUAAAAUAUCACCCGCUUGCAUUCUGGUUAUCUGUAUUUACAUGGUCAAAACUUAUUGAAUUCGGAGAUACAAUAUUUCUUGUCCUUCGUAAACAAAAGCUGAUAUUUUUGCAUUGGUAUCAUCAUGCUGCAACUCUGAUUUAUGUAUGGUAUUUCAAUUCCAAUGAAGCCUCCACUACAUAUUGGUGUAUGACGAUGAACAUUUUUGUACACAGCUUAAUGUAUUCUUAUUACGCUAUGAAGGCGAUGAAAAUCAAAGUACCUGUGUUUAUUGCCAUGACAAUUACCAUAAUUCAAAUUUCACAGAUGUUUAUGGGCUGUUUCCUUACUUUAUCAGCCACAUACAUGUAUUACAGCGGGAAAUAUUGCGAACAGACCAACACAUCUCUGUUGUUGUUUAAUUGCAUGUAUUUUUCGUACGCUUGGUUAUUUUGUCGCUUCUUUCGAGAUUCAUAUUUGAAGAAAACAAAUCGUAGUAAUUUACUGCAUGAGAAAUCACAGUAAAGAAGCGUUAGGAGGGCGAAUUUUCUGAUCAAAAUAAAUUGAUUAUUAUUUUCUUUGCUUUUUACUUGAUGUUAUGAUAAAUAAUAUUUUUCCUUUAAACACUGUAUUGUAAUUAAUUAAACAGGUGGUGAAUUUGAAACUCUUAUGAAUUAAGAUGUACUAAUGUAAUAUCAUAAGAGGAAGGAUUAUUUGUUUUAUUAUAUAGUCUAAUCGUUUUUAUAUAUACUGUAUUUCUCUUUACUUAAAGUAAUA